GACCUGUCUCCUUUUGGACUGAAACUACCCUACCUUCACCACAACACAGCACAAACUUCGUUCCUACCUUCCGCCCCAUUAUCACCAUGCCGAUGCUAGGAGGUAUCCCCGGCCACCCCAAGAGCAAGGUGCUCUUGACCGGCGGCACCGGCUUCAUUGCCUCCCACAUCCUCGAUCACCUCCUCGAAUGCGGCUUCGACAUCGUCGUAACCGCCCGCUCCCAAGCCAAAGGCGAACGCAUCAUCGCCUCCAUCGCCAACUCCCCCAACGUGGUCAACAGCGUCGGCUGCAAGGUGACCUACGCCGUGGUCGAAGACAUUGCUGAAGACGGAGCUUUCGAUGAGGUCAUCAAAACCAACCUCCCCCUCCACUAUUGCAUCCACACCGCAUCCCCUUGCCAAUUCUCCUUCUCGGACCCGGUAAACGACUGUCUCCUCCCAGCCAUCAACGGCACCGUCUCGCUCUUGUCCUCUCUCCAAGAGCACGCCUCCUCCUCCCUCCUCCGCGCCGUCUUGACCUCCAGCAGCGCCGCCAUACUCAACCCGCCCAACCACCGCCCCGUGUACGAUGAAUCCUCUUGGCCCGACGAUGAGACACUGAACUGGGACCAGGCCGCGGACCCCAACGCGCCCGGCGACACGACAUACAGAGCUAGCAAGAAGUUCGCCGAGCAAGCGGCGUGGGAGUUUAUGGAAGAGAACGAGCUCAGUUGGGACUUGGCGACGAUUAAUAACACGUAUACGUUUGGGCCGCUGCCAAGGAGUCUGGACGUCAAGAAUGCCGGGGAAUUGAAGGUUAAUACGUCGAAUGAGAGGAUUGCUGAUUGCUUGACGGGUAAGUGGUGCCAGGUAAUUCCGCGGACGGCGCCGGUAUUCACGUUUGUGGAUGUGCGCGAUGUAGCCGUUGCGCAUGUGAGGGCGAUGACGAGGCCCGAGGCGGGAGGGAAGCGGUUUUAUGUUGUUGGGGGGUUCUUUAGCAAUGCGAAAAUUGCAGGGGUUGUUCAUGGGUUGUGUAGAGCGAAGCAACACCAACACCAACAAGGCAGCGAGGUUGAGAACAAGGGGGAAGAAGUGGAAAUGUGUCAAGAUUGUGUCAAGUUUGAUGACUUCCCGGAGAAUCACUGGAAGUUCGACAAUGCGAGGAGUAAGGAGGUGCUGGAGCUCGAGUGUAGGAGUUUGGAGGAAAGCGUGGCUGAUACGGUCAGGAGCUUGAGGGAGAUGGGCGUUGGGAAGGGCACACCGAAGAUCGCUGGACAUUGUGGCCCGGAUGAGAAGAUUUUGCCGAACUAGACCUGUGUAAACAGAAGCAUCAUCGAAUGAAGGAACAAGGCAGGGUAUCAAGGUAGAUUGAACUUAUCGUCAUCAUAUCCAAAUCC
This is a messenger RNA of Neurospora crassa OR74A, 1375 nucleotides long. Its product is annotated as ketoreductase. Lineage: Eukaryota; Fungi; Ascomycota; Sordariomycetes; Sordariales; Sordariaceae. The transcript is spliced from 3 exons. Bases 87 to 1289 code for a protein of 400 amino acids. Gene Ontology annotation, molecular function: oxidoreductase activity, acting on the CH-OH group of donors, NAD or NADP as acceptor. The record is from RefSeq and is a predicted model, not a curated record.